AACGUAAAGUUACGCUGCCGCAACAAAGCAAACAAAAGCGAGCACAGACUCUGGCAGAACAAGGAAACUCACGACCAGCCAUGAAGAUACAGGACUUCUUGAAGCCAACAGGAAGAUUCUAAACUCAACAACAGCAGCAUGGAUAUUGACCUGGAUAGCAGUGACAUUUCAUCCAAUAAUACAGGCUCUGAUGAUGACAUCGUUCAGAUUCAGAGCAAUGUGCAAGUGGAUCCAAAUCAGGCCAUGCUAGCCCAGCAACAACAACAGCAGCAACAACAACAACAGCAGCAACAACAGCAGCAACAACAACAACCGCAGCAGGAACAACAACAACAGCAGCAGUCAACUAAAAGCACGAAAAUUCCAACAAUAUUUCUGCCCAGCAUAAGUGACAUUCAACCAAUAAUUGAUAUGCUCAAUAACACAGUGGGUGCCAAUAAAUACACAACAAAGUGCACACAAAACGAUGGAGUCCGAGUGCAAUGCAGCGACGUACUAGCGUAUAAUGCAGCUAUUGCGCUGCUCGGCGCCAAUACGGAAAUACAAAUGCACACCCACCAAAUGCGAAGCGAGCGGGGAUACCGUGUUUUAUUAAAAAAUGUACACCACUCCACGUCAUGCGAGCUAAUUCGAGCAGAAUUGGCAAGACAUGGACACACGGUUCGAUAUGCUAGCGUCGUCAAACAUCGAUUUGAGCGACGGCCACUUAACAUGUUUGAAGUCGAACUGGCACCAAACGGCGACACCAAUGACAAAGUGCUGGAACUGAGAACUUUGGGAAAUCAGCAUAUUGAAGUUGAAAGACAGCUGAAGCGAGACGAGCCUGUACAGUGCCAUCGGUGCCAAUCGUUUGGGCAUAGCAAGAACUACUGUCGUAGACCUUUUGCAUGCCUCAAAUGCGGCGAACAGCACCCGACAACAACAUGUACAAAAGCAAGAAACACACCAGCUAAGUGCGUCAACUGCAAGGCGGAUCACAUAGCCAGCUUCAAGGGAUGCAGUGUGUACAAAAUGGAGCGGGAAAAACUAGCAGCAAAUCGUGUCCGGGCGGCAAUCGACAAGCAGCAGCAACAGCAACAUCAGCAGCAGCAGCAGCAACAUAGGCAACUACAACGACAACAACAACAUCAACAGCAGCAACAACAACAACAACAUCGGCAGCUACAACAACAACAUCACCAGCAGCAGCAACAGCAACAAUGCCCGCAGCAACAACUCCCAGCAAAUAAUACUUCAGCUCCUAGUGGACCUAAGUCGACUCAGGAACGGAAGCAGCAACAGCAGCAACUUCGGCAACAACAGCAAACACAGCAGCAACAACAACAGCAGCAGCAACAUCAGCAGCUGAAGCCGAUAAGUAAACUGACUUAUAGCCAAGUAGCCAGUGGACAAGCAAAUUCGAGCCGGACUCACAACCCAGCCAUGCAACACCUCAAGAAGUAUCAACAACAACUACAACUGGAACAGAAACAGCAGCAACAUCAACAGCAGCAACAUCAGCAACACCAACAGCAGCAACAACAACAACAGCAACAUCAACAGCAGCAACUACAGCCUGUACAGCAGCAGCAACUACCGAGGCAGCAGCGCCAGAGGCAGCAACAGCAACUGGAGCAUCAAAAACACCAGCAACACCAACGACAGCAAAAGCAGCAACCACUUGAGCAACAGCAGAGGCAGCAGCAGCAAUCGCAACAACAACAACAUACCCAGCAGGCGGACACACCACUAUUGGAGGCGCUGCAGCAAAACAUGAUAAGUAUCAAUGAGAUGUCUAAGAAAUUAGACAUGCUAAUAAGUCUGCUGCUCACAAUGGCAGCAAACAACAAUAACAUCAAUAAACAACAAGCACAAUCAAUCCCACUAACAACAUCAACCCCCGAUACUCUCAAUAAUGCAAAUAAAACACAUAAUAUUUCAAAUUUAAUGAGUACAUUGCUUAGCACUUUUCAGCCAAUAGUCAAUAGCCCGAUGGCAAACGCCAAUGGUGAACACAUGGCCACUGACAUUAGCCAGUAUGUCUAG
Messenger RNA from Drosophila montana, 2025 nucleotides. Its product is annotated as probable basic-leucine zipper transcription factor Q. The record is from RefSeq and is a predicted model, not a curated record. Lineage: Eukaryota; Metazoa; Arthropoda; Insecta; Diptera; Drosophilidae. The transcript has 2 exons. The coding region runs from base 139 to 2025 and encodes 628 amino acids.